Pararge aegeria (speckled wood butterfly) is the source of this 1353-nucleotide messenger RNA. Its product is annotated as L-threonine ammonia-lyase-like. Gene Ontology annotation, molecular function: L-serine ammonia-lyase activity; threonine deaminase activity. The record is from RefSeq and is a predicted model, not a curated record. Gene Ontology annotation, biological process: L-serine catabolic process; L-threonine catabolic process. Bases 17 to 1288 code for a protein of 423 amino acids. The transcript has 10 exons. Lineage: Eukaryota; Metazoa; Arthropoda; Insecta; Lepidoptera; Nymphalidae.
ACUAAACUUCUUAAACAUGGAUGAUCAGGAGUCAGGAAAGCCACAUACAUUAUCGUUUACCGAAAUCAAACAAGCGGCUGAAAGAAUUGAAGAUGGAAUAAUUCACACUCCUCUUUGUGAAGCAAAAAUAAGCAAAUUCAUGGACUACAAGAUCUAUUUAAAAUGCGAUAAUUUACAAUAUACUGGCAGUUGUGCGGAGCGCGGGAUCAGGAAUGCUUUCGUCGCUCAGCAUGAUGAAAUGGCUGAAAGAGGAGUGAUAGUGCCUUCUAAUGGAAAUAUGGCACUAGGUGCUGCUUAUCACGGUUGUGCUCUGGGCAUACCGGUGACGGUGGUACUUCCGGACCGCAGUCCGCCGUCUCAGAUGCAGCGAUGCGCAGAACUGGGUGCCGAUGUGGUAAUCUAUGGGGACACACUGGAGGAUACUAUCAACUACACUAAGAAAGUCAACCGAGAUGGAAAGCAUAUGAUGUUGAGUUCGGACAACCCACUCGUUAUGGCGGGUUUCGGCACCCUGGGCAUUGAGAUAAUAACUCAGCUACCGGAGGCAGACGCAGUGAUCGUGCCAGUCGCUUCGGGAGGCUUGCUGGCCGCCACUCUCGUCGCAUGCAAGAAACUCAAGUGCACUUGUCUUGUUUAUGGAGCUGAAAGUGCCAAGGUGCCAACAAUGAUGAAGGCAUUACAAGCAGGACACCCAGUGUCGGUGCCCGUAGUGCCCAACUUAGCGCAGGGUCUCAGCGCCUCUAUCGUUGGAGAAAACGCUUUUGCUACUAUCAAAGGAAGAUUGGAUAGAAUGCUGGUGGUGGAUGAGGCUUACAUCGCCAAGGCUGUUAUAAAUGUCCUGGAACGCGAACGCCUGGUCGCGGAUGGCGCUGGUGUUUGCGCCUUAGCUGCGGUGAUGCAGGGUCUUGUACCAGAACUGAGAGGGAAGCGUGCGGUUUGCAUAAUUAGUGGCGGAAACAUCGAUUCUAGCAGACUAUCUCGUACUAUCCAAAGAGGGCUCGGCGUGAGUGGGCGACUAAUGCGCUUCGCGGUCGCAGUUCCUGAUCAUAGCAAGGGGCUGGAGGUGCUCGCUAAACUCAUUGCUGACGAGAAAGCAGUCUUGAAGAGCUUGAUUACCGAACAAAUGUGGGUGCACACAGAUGUUGGGACUACUUGGGCCAACAUAGUAGUUGAGACAGGUAAUGAAGAACAUGCAGCUAACUUUAAAGAUCAUCUACGGGAUCUAUAUCCCACAGCUAGAUUUGCAAUGCUGGAUGUAGAUGAUAAACGCAAAGGUGGCAUGCGGUAAAUCAUAAUAUUAUAUCAACCUUGAUUAUCUUAUUGAAGCAAAGUUAAUAAAGAACUCUACAACCA